This is a messenger RNA of Cydia fagiglandana, 5423 nucleotides long. RefSeq names its product protein fem-1 homolog CG6966. Gene Ontology annotation, molecular function: protein binding. Bases 217 to 2145 code for a protein of 642 amino acids. The transcript is spliced from 10 exons. NCBI's taxonomy places the organism in Eukaryota, Metazoa, Arthropoda, Insecta, Lepidoptera, Tortricidae. The record is from RefSeq and is a predicted model, not a curated record.
UGGCAGUAAUGGUAGACCGUCGCCGUCGCGGUGCAGCUGUUCGAUAAGAAAGAAGUCGAUCGGAGUGUUUUGAAAUAAACCACGCAUUUUGGUUGCUUGAAUUAAUUUACCACGUGAAUCAGUGAUUUUUCAAUGUUUAUUACCAAAAGGAAGUGUUGUUUUUGAAGUGGUAGUUUAAUUAUCUGAGGAUUUUGCGUCGCUCAGAGGCAAAGCAAAAUGGAUUUCAAAACAGCCGUUUUUAACGCAGCGAGAGAUGGGAAUUUAACGCGAUUGAAAGUGUACCUACACAGUUGGCGCUCCGCAGACGAGCUGAACAUGUUGGUGGGUGCGAAGGUGGGCGGCGCCACGCCGCUGGUGAUCGCCUGCAGGAACGGACACUACGACGUGGCCGAGUACCUCAUAGAGAGGUGCAAGGCCGACAUCGAACAACCCGGCUCAGUGACAUUCGACGGCGAGACGAUAGAGGGCGCCCCGCCGCUCUGGUGCGCGGCGGCCGCCGGCCAUCUCCCCCUCGUGCGCCUCCUAGUCCGCGCCGGCGCAUGCGUCAACUCCACCACGCGCACGCACAGCACGCCGCUGCGCGCCGCCUGCUUCGACGGACAUUAUGACAUCGUCAAGUUCCUAGUGGAGAGUGGGGCAGACAUAGAAAUAGCGAAUCGGCAUGGUCACACGUGCCUAAUGAUAGCGUGCUACAAGGGUCACAUCCGAAUCGCCAAGUACCUGCUAGCGCUGAACGCCGACGUCAAUAGGAAGAGUGUUAAAGGCAAUACUGCACUACACGACUGCGCGGAGAGCGGGUCGCUUCAUAUACUCAAGAUGCUGUUACAACACGGUGCUACCAUGGACGUUGACUCUUACGGUAUGACCCCACUACUAGCAGCCUCAGUAACCGGCCACACACACAUCGUAGAACACCUAAUUAAUGCAGAAAAUGGCCUGGUCACACGACAGCAAAGGAUCGACGCUUUGGAACUGUUGGGCGCCACAUAUGUUGACAAGAGACGGGACAUGGUCGGCGCACUUGCGUUGUGGAAGAGGGCGAUGGACGAUCGGUUCCCGUCGGAUGGCAGCCCUCCAAUUCCGAAGCCCAAAGACGUGCCCCGCAUCGAGGCGUACGAAUGGGCCGCGGAGCCCUGCGACGCCGCCGCCCUGAGAGAGUUAUUAGCUGACCCCGACGCCAUGAGGAUGCAGGCGUUAGUGCUUAGAGAAAGAAUAUUAGGGCCGGCGCACCCGGACACGUCGUACUACGUGCGCUACCGCGGCGCGGUGUACGCGGACGCGGGCCGCUUCGGCCGCUGCCGCGCGCUGUGGCACCACGCGCUCGACAUGCAGCGCGCCGUGCUGCCGCCGCUCAGCCCGCUCACGCAGUCCAGCCUCUACUCCUUCGCCGAGCUGUUCGCCUACAUGCGCGCCGAGCGCGCCCGCCCGCCCAACCGCGGUCGCAUCGUCCCACCCGUCACAUUCGAGGACAUCGACCCAGUAUUCAAGAAGGCUCUAUCAGAAAUCCACCGCGGCAUGGAGCUACUCAAGUCAAAGCUCAGCAUCGACAGAGAGCAGACCUUAACCACCCUACAGCGCGUCUUAGUAAUAUCACUGCACUUAGCAGCUUUACUGGCGAGGCUAUUGGAGGAACCGGAGUGUACUGAGGAAGAUUCUAGGGCCAUACAUCUAGCAGUUUAUUCGCUGGUCAAGCUGGAUAUCAAGGUGCGUGCCGGGCGGUCGGCGCUGCACGUGGCGUGCUCGGCGGAGGCGGCGCGCGCGCGCGGCGCGUGGCUGCCGGCGCCCGGCGACGCGGCGCCGUGCGCGGGCGCGCUGCUGCCGCUCAUGCUGCGCCUCGGCGCCGCGCCGCAGGCCCGCGACGCUCGCGGCGACACGCCGCUCCACCUCGUCUGCAAGCUCAACCCGUGUCCGCCCGACGUGGUCCGCUCGCUCCUCGAGCACGGCGCACACAUCGACACAGUGAACUACGAGGGCGAGACCCCCGCCGAGAUCCUCAAGGCCUCCAACCAGUCCCUCGCCGCCAUUGUCAACCCCCUCAAGUACACCACGCUCAAAUGCCUCGCCGCGCGCACCGUUAAAAACUACAAACUCCCCUACAGACACGUCGUGCCGCAGUGCUUACAUUCUACCAUUAUCAACCAUUGAGCUAACCAAAGCGGUGAGUAUCGGCUACUUUAGCGCGGCUCGAAUUCUGUACAUAUAGCAGUCUUUAAGCUGUAUUGACGGGAAGCGUAUGUUAGGCCUUUGUCUAGUGACGAUAAUUCGAUGUGUUAAACUCCUCUGAUAUGAUCUCGUGGCCGGUUAAGAACUCAAUUUGACCUUGAUGGUAUUGAAUAUCGAUGCAUCACAAACUUCCGAUGAAAUUGGUACCUAACAGAUUUUCAUUUAUGUUUGAAGAUUUUUAGUAAUUUCGAUAGCAUAAUUUGAGUUUCUAAUGUAUGCACGGUCGUACAGAGGUGUAUUAUUGAAUUGUUUUUUACACGACAUUUAUAUUGUGAUUUUAUUUGUAGUUAUGCGUAGAAUUUGUAGUGUGCCGGUGUCUAUAAAAGUAUACACUGUACAUGUUAUGUCUCUGAGGCUACUCGAUCCACUUCCAUAGCGGAGUCAUUUGCACCGAUUUAUCACUGUAUUUAAUAUAUCGAUUUGAAAAUUAUCAGAUCAAUAUUUAUGAUUUAUAUCUUCACAAUGCGGGUACAAGGUUCACAUUUUUUAAUUCAUAUUUUAUUUAUGUUAAUACAUUAUUGGUUCAAUGCAAUACUAGGGGAAUUAUAUGAAAUUACAUAACAUAUAAUAUAAAAUUGAUGUGAUUGAUAUUGUAAUAUUUUCAUCGUAAAUAAUAACUGUCGCCAUGGGUCGAUAUAUAGCUAAAAUAUAAUAUUGUAAGUACAGAUAUUAAUUAAUAUUAGCGUGGCAGAGAUGCAAAAAUUGUUUAAAAGAACCAUGGAAAUAUUUCUUUUGAACUCACAUUAUCAUUGAGUUGUGCUGAAAAGUUCAAGUUUUCUAAAGAAACGAUUAACAGUAACAGAAUAUGUGUAUUUUGAUUUUUGUAUUUGUUGAAUGUUAUGUGUAAAAAAAUUAUAAAGCUCAAUUUAAUUCUGGGUUGCUCAAAAUGCACCACAAUCGAGGCUACUUACGUGUGAAAAAAAUGCAAUAUUAUCUUGUCUUGCCAACGUAGAAAACCGUGUUUAUUUGAAUAUAUCUAUUAUAUUUUGGGAUAUAUUUGAAACAAUUUUGAAUGGACAAUUAUUAUGAUUAAUGUAAAAUGGAUAGACAACGUUUCAAUGUAUCGCAUCAAGUGCUUGCCACCAGGAAGCCAGCGGAACAGUUAGUUGCAAAAAUAUCUACGCUACUAACAUCUGACAACAACUCUAUUGCGCUGGUAAUAGAGUCUUGUGAGAAAAUACUUUUGCACCUGACUGUACGUUAUUUGUGUGCUUUUAUAUUUUACAAUGAUAAUUGUCAUAAAUAUCCAUGGUCCAUAUUUGUCCAUAUUUAGAUAAACUAAUUAUAAUAACGAGCGCUUGUAAACGUAUAUUUCUGUGUAAAUUUAAUUCCAAAUGGGGACUUAAAUAAGAGCUAUGUUAGAGAGAUACGCAUUUAAACUAGUGGUGUCGUGGCAGGCCACAACCACCGAGCGAGGACGCUUCAUUACUUUUUACGAAUUUACAUUUCAAUUGCCGUACAGUUUUACACUCUGGCGUAAUGUACGAAGGUGUCAUUUGCAUGGUCACUUCGACACUCAUACAGUCAGCAGCAGAAGUGCUAAGAGGGCGAGGUGUUCAAAUUGAUCUUGACGCGACUUUAUUGUGAAAAGAAUAAAUGCCCGAUUCGAACUUUAAUAUACGUCAAUAGAUCUAGAAACGAUAUGGAUCAGAUACGUCAGUGUCAAAUGUGACGUAUCUUCAAAUAAAAAAUGUCACUUUUGACACUGACACAUCUAAUCCAUAUCGUUUCUAGAUCUAUUAACUGACGUAUCUUAAAGUUAGAAUCGGGCAGGACAGCGUGUCAAGGUAAUUAUGACACAUCGGCCUCUUAAAUAGCAACUUCUGCUGCUGGCUGUAAUCGUAUUAGAUGUUGGCGGUUAAAAAUAUUUUUUCAGGCAAAAGGUACGAUAGUUGGGCAAUACUGGGGUUCAUACAAAUAUCAGUGAUUUGCAUUGCAUGUGAGGCUGAAUGGAAAUUGUUCGCUACUUAUAAAUAUUGAUUGUCAAUUGUUAGCUUUUGCUUUAGAUUAGAACUUCACAGCUGAUUGUUUGUAAAAUGUAAUGACUUUUUUCUCAGCCCACUGCCAAGAACCAUAAAUGCUUUAGGACUACACUCUCUCAAUGACGAUUAAAGAGAUAUCUCGGAGUCAGUUAGUAAUAUCACUGAACAUCAUUUGACACAAUAAUACAUUAUUAGCUUUAAAAUAGACACUCGUCAAAUCAAAUCAAACUCAGUGAGUAAUUUCAAAGAUAGAUUGAUUGAGUAAGAUGCGUAUAAUCUAAGACAAUUCAUGCUUCGAAUUUGACAGGUAAACGAGAUGGCGCUGUUCAGCUCCGUACAUUUUGCGAUAACUCUGAUUGUCAGAAGUUGACGUUUGACAAUUCAGUGACCGCAAAACGUAUGUCGCAGUACAGCGCCAUCUGUUAUGGAUGUCAUGAGGGGCACGUUUUUUUCUUAGACCACCUCUUUAUAACAAUCAAUUCUCUUUGCUAAUAUUUACCUAAACAAUUAUUAUCAGCUAGAAGUCAGCAAUCGCUUCUUUAAAAAAACUUGUCUCACUAUGAAAUUGACAUGGGAACUUGUUAGUUUUUGUCCAUAGAUUUCUAGUUUAGACACCGUGGUUGGUCUGACGAGUGUAUGGAAAGCCCUUAGAUAGAUCUCGGGCCAAGUGAUAAUUGCUUUUAGUUGAAGUUCUCAUUGUAAAUGACCGCCGUGCUUACCGUUCGCCAACAGGGAAAAGUACGCCACUCUCUUACAAAAAUGUUUUUAGACGAAUACUGUUUAUUAGGAAAUACUUCAAAGUUGGCUUACUUUUCUCUUGUUAUUUGGUACCGUCUCUUUCACAAGCAGUACGUUGGAAGAGUAGCGCGUCUGGUUGACUAGUCCUCCUAUUUUAAUUACAUUCAUAAACUAUACUCAUUUUUUUACAUAGUUAAUCAACGGAUCAUUAAAUUUGUAAACGCAUUGUAAAAACAAAUUAGUAUAAGUAGACGAUUAGAAAUUAAUAAUGUUGAAAUUGGUAAUGAUUAUAUUUAGAUGGGUCAGCCAUUGGAACUGAAUGUAGAUACAAAUGGAAUAUGAUAGUUACUUACGUGUUAGCGCAGUCCACUGUUAAUCGUAAUGCGCGUAUUUCUCAUAGUAUAUUUUGAACUUAGUAUACAUUGCGUGAUUACGUACUAGUUAUUUUUUGAUGAUAUUAAUAAAAAUGCUUUAAAAUAA